AUGGCAAUAUUGAUCAACAAAAAGGUGCCGUUCAUAGAGAAGGCAAGCAUGACAAACCGGGAGGGUAGAUACCUCUUUAUAAAAGGCACAGUAGCUGAACACUUAUACACCUUCGCCACACUGUACGCGCCAAAUGGUAAACAUUACCGCUAUCUUAAACGUACCCUACACAAACUACACUCCUUCGCCGAGAGGGUCCUCAUAAUAGAGGGUGACUUAAACAUAGCAAUGGAUCCGAUCUGGGACUGUUCCACAG
Messenger RNA from Pelobates cultripes (western spadefoot toad), 256 nucleotides. Lineage: Eukaryota; Metazoa; Chordata; Amphibia; Anura; Pelobatidae. The record is from the annotation of a GenBank genome assembly.